Messenger RNA from Apis dorsata (giant honeybee), 3594 nucleotides. RefSeq lists its product as uncharacterized. The transcript has 12 exons. The record is from RefSeq and is a predicted model, not a curated record. NCBI's taxonomy places the organism in Eukaryota, Metazoa, Arthropoda, Insecta, Hymenoptera, Apidae. Bases 329 to 2674 code for a protein of 781 amino acids.
UUACGAUAUUUUAAGAAAUUAUUAUAAAUAUAUGUAAACGAUAUUAUUGUAUUUGAGAAUAAAAGGCAAAAUGAUUUUGGCUAUUUUUGGUCCAUCAAUCAUUGGACAUCUAUUUUUAAUGUUUAAAUGUUAUGCAAACACAUCAUAUAUUUAAAAAUAUCUAUGUAAUACAACAAUAUAAAAAUGUAAUGCAAAAACAAGAUUUUAAAAAAAAAAAGAUGAGAGAGAAAAGUUUACUAAAAAUAUAAAAUUACAAAAUAUAAAGAAGAAAGUUAGUUGAUUCUCUCACAAUGUGACUUGCUUGGAAGGAACUAAUAUAUGCCAUAACAUGAUACAACCUUUUCUUGAGGAAGGUGCCUGGUGUUACUGGGUUGUGUCUGUUGGAGCGUUAUUGUGCUUCCUUGGUCUCAUUGUUGCUUGUAUUUGUAGCUGUCGUCGCAACGAAAAUAAGAAUGAAUUUCUUGGCCUUGCUGGAAUGGUAACUCUAAAUGAUUCUCAAGACGGCUUUAACAGGAUUUCGAUGACAAAUACUCUUCACAUAGCAACACAAGAUAUUAUUGACAGUGGAAAAAGGUCAACUGGUGCCAAUAGAAGUCUUCCAGAUAUUCCAAAAGAUAAAGAAAAAAGACAUGAAAAUACAGAUGCAUCUAUAUCUCAAGAUAUUUAUGAAAUUACUGAAACGAUCGGUGAUCAUUCGGAACUCUAUGCCACUGUUCAGGACACAGGAAAAGAACAAGUAUCUGAAUUGAAUGUGCCAGAAAUUUUACAUCAAAAUCCAUUAAAUCAAAAAAAUUCUGAUAAUGAGUAUUUAAGAUUUCCAUCAUCUCCUAAUUCGGAAAAUGUUGAACAUCCGUAUGCUCAACUUCAAAAUGUUCAAAAAACUGAAGCUAAUCAAUUGAAUCGAAAUAACAUCAAACAAGUUAUUGAUGUUGAGAAACCAUCAACAUCAACAUGUCAAAAUAAUGGAAAUCCAGUUGCUCCCCCAAGAACUCGUCGCUCUUCAUCGCAUAAUUCACUUAUAUCUACCGAAACUGGCCCGUGUGAUAUUCAAGCAGCUAAUGCCAUAUCUGGUGGAGUACAAGCUAAUCAAGAUUUACCUUAUAUGACACCACCGUUAUUGAUGUUGCUUCCUCAACCACCGCAAUCUCAGUCAAAUAAUAUACAACAGCAUUUUAGUGGAGAUUCUCAAGAUUCUAAAGGAUACACAAGCAUCAGCGUAAGAGAACCUCUAGCUAAUAUAAUUGCACAAACAAAAACAAUUUGUCGACAGAGUCAAUCCAUUCGAUCAUCUAUAGAUCCCCAUUACGCAACAGUGUCGGAUGACUCUGAUGAGAUGUAUGCUGCGAUCGAUGAACAAGAUAAAGUAUAUACUAGUGGUAGCGAAACAUAUGCUCAAAUACAACCGACGAUGACAGAGGUCCAACGAAUACAAAAUGAGCAAACAUUAUUCUCUCGAGUUCCGUCUCGUUCUGAUGAAACAUUCCCUGCUCCGCAACCUCCAAGUGUCGACAGUUUACGGCAUGUUGCACAUGCUCAUUCGAGACAAGCUUCAUCCUCAAGUGCCAAUAGUUCUAUCGUAAAUCCUGGAUCACCGAAGCCUGAGAAACGUCAAGCUAAUUCUCCAUUACCACCUCCACCAGAAGGAACGAUAGAAGUAUAUGCAUCGAUUGAUAAGAGGACAAAAAAUGAGGAUCGAUUGAAAUCGACUUUGUCUAGUGGAAAAUCUCUAGAGGAUAUGUAUGCUAAAGUAAUGAAGAAAAAGAAAGAUGUUGAAGAACAACAAAAUGACGCACAUUCGAGUUCUCAAGGAAUUCUACAUUCCGAAAUAUUUGUUCGGAAACCAAGCUUUGUUGAAAAUAAUAGGAUUUCAUCGUCUAGUCAUGAUUCCAUGGAAAUACAAAAAAAGGAAUGCGAUUCUGUCGAUAAUGGCAACCUAGAUGGGGAUAUUUUAGUAAAAUCAUCUUCUUCGCUGUUUAAAAAUGGUGAUAAUGCGGAUUCAUCAAAUUUCCAACUUGGUUAUAAUUAUGAACCUAUGAAUGAUUUGCAAACUAGACAUUCAACAAUUCGCGAAUCCUGUGAUCCGAAUUACGAAAUGUUAUGUCCGCAAGAAAGAGUCUCUGUUGACACUAUACCAGAUUAUCAGCAAAAUGAUAGUUCCGUAUCAAUUUCUCUACGAAAUAAUACUGAUUUGCCAACCACUUCUAUUUCUCCUUCUUCUUCUGUUUCUUCUUCUUAUUCCAAACCGUUCAAACAUCGACAAAUUAGUAAUGCUAGCAGCGAAGAUCCCGGAUAUGAGAAAGUAAGAUUAAGAAACAGAUGUGAAAUAGAUCCAGACACAGAUUCAGAACCUAAUUAUGAAAGUAUGCCACAUGAUACAGGAGAACCAAAUUAUGCAUCAGUUUGUCGACCCGGUGAUAGCGAUACGGAUCCUAAUUACGAGUCUGUUAAUCAUGAAGAUCCUAAUUACGAAAGCGUGAAAUAUAUGAGUGUUACUCGUACGGAAGAACCGCCAUAUGAGCAAGUGAACGCGUAUAAAGUCGAACAGAAUUCUAGUGGAUAUGAGAAAGUAAAAAAACAUAUAUUGUGUAACACUGAUUAUGAACAGAUUCAUCAGAAUCAUUCGACUGAUUCGAUUAAUGGGGAUACCGAUGACGAGCAAUAUGUGCAAGUCUAGUCUCUUAUUUUUCGUUUUAUUUCUUUUUUGUGUUUUCUUAUAUGUUUCGUUAUAUUUUCCAACAUGUAUCAUACGCAUUUCUUUUUUUGACUUUGGCAAUUUUUUUUUCUUUCAUAUCCAACAUUCGUAAAAUUAAUUGUUUAAGCCCGAUGUACACAAGCGAAAUAACAUCAUCCCAACUAUAAAGAUGCCAAAUUAUCAUUACAAAUCCGCAACGGUACCGUGUCACCGCUCGUAUGCCUCUAACCUUAACAUAAUUACAUUAACUACAUCACAUGGAGGAAAAACACGAGUUCAUCGAACUUCGUUCAUAGUAUUUAUUAGAUGUGCAAUAAUGAUACGCAUUAUUUACUUUUAAUUAUAUAUAUAUUAAUAAACAAAUGAAUUAAAUAUUUAAAAAAAAUUAUAAUAAUCAAGUGAAUAAUGCAUUUCAUUUUCGCUUUAGUUCAAAUUGAAAACGAAACGGAAAAAGAAAGUGAGAGUUCGUUACUUCAUUGUUUCUCAACUUACAGAAACAAACUUAUUUAUUUAUAAGAUUAUUUUCUUCUUCGUUAUCUCCUUUUCCUUUUUCUCGAAUGACAAUUUUAAUAAUUUGUAAAUUAUUGGAAUAUGUAUUCUGUAUAUAAUUUUGUGCAUUGUAGACAUAAAGUGUUUUCUUUUUUUGAACACAUUUUGUUUAAGAUAUAUCUCGCAUAAAUCAAUAACGAUGAUGAUAAUAUAAAUUACAUAUGUGUUAUACACAUGUACGCUUUUGAGCAUAGCACAACUUGCUUACGGCGCUAAUUUACAAGAGGUAAACAAUGUCGUAAUUAAACGCAUUCAUAUUAAAUGCAACGAUUUGUAUUCUUUUAUAUGUAUUUUUCACGAAGUCGAAUGUCUUUCGGUAAAAUAAAAGAUAUUUAAAAAAAAAAAGAAAAAAA